Panthera uncia (snow leopard) is the source of this 452-nucleotide messenger RNA. It is a transcript of the gene TIMM13, whose product is annotated as translocase of inner mitochondrial membrane 13. The record is from RefSeq and is a predicted model, not a curated record. The coding region runs from base 57 to 344 and encodes 95 amino acids. The transcript has 3 exons. Lineage: Eukaryota; Metazoa; Chordata; Mammalia; Carnivora; Felidae.
CCGGCGCGGGUACGGGUCGGCGCACGCGGUCUCGGUUCGGUUGACUUUGCGGAGCCAUGGAGGGUGGCUUCGGCUCGGACUUCGGGAGCUCCGGCGGCGGCAAACUGGACCCGGGGCUCAUCAUGGAGCAGGUGAAGGUGCAGAUCGCCGUGGCUAACGCGCAGGAGCUGCUGCAGAGGAUGACGGACAAGUGCUUCCGGAAGUGCAUCGGGAAGCCGGGGGGCUCCCUGGACAAUUCGGAGCAGAAGUGUAUCGCCAUGUGCAUGGACCGCUACAUGGACGCCUGGAACACCGUGUCCCGCGCCUACAACUCGCGGCUACAGCGGGAGCGAGCCAACAUGUGACCCGCCCCCCCGCGCCGCGUCCGGCCCCGCGGGCUCCCGGCAGGCCCCCACCCCAGUCCCCUUUUCCGUUUCCAUAAAGGCCCUUUGUGAAGCGGGGGCCCGCCUGUG